GUGUUUGUGGCUGGGGCUUUACAGCUUGGGGUCUCCCGUAGGUGCUUAAGUCCAGCCCAGAGGGGGUGUUGUUCACGAUGAAAGUAGUGGCUUUAAUCAGUGGUGGAAAAGACAGCUGUUACAAUAUGAUGCAUUGUGUUGCUGCUGGGCACGAGAUCGUUGCCUUAGCCAAUUUAAGACCUGCUGAAAACAAAGAAGGCACAGAUGAGCUGGACAGUUACAUGUAUCAGACGGUAGGGCAUCACGCCAUAGAACUUUAUGCUGAAGCAAUGGGUUUGCCUCUUUAUCGUCACACCAUUAAGGGUACAAGUGUGGACACUGGCAGAACAUAUACCAGAUGUGAAGGCGAUGAGGUUGAGGACCUUUACCAGCUUCUAAAACUUGUUAAGGAGAAAGAGAAUGUAGAAGGUGUUUCAGUAGGUGCCAUUCUUUCAGACUAUCAACGAGUCCGGGUGGAAGAUGUGUGCAAACGGCUUACCCUACAGCCCUUGGCUUAUCUUUGGCGGCAGAACCAGGACAUUUUGCUCAAAGAAAUGAUAUCUUCCAAUAUUGAAGCCAUUAUCAUAAAAGUGGCAGCUUUUGGUUUAGAUCCAGAUAAACAUCUAGGAAAAACAUUGGAUGAAAUGGAACCUUAUCUUUUAGAACUUUCUAAGAACUACGGAGUCCAUAUCUGUGGAGAAGGUGGAGAAUAUGAAACGUUCACAUUGGAUUGCCCUCUAUUUAAGAAGAAAAUAGUUGUGGAUUCAACAGAAGUGGUUGUACAUUCUGCAGAUGCAUUUGCUCCUGUGGCUUAUCUUCGUCUAUUAAAAUUACACUCGGAAGACAAGGUGCAGUCUUUAAGCAAAGGGCUGGCCAGGUGCUGUUCCUGUGAUGUCAACUGUUUUGAGGAUAGUGCAUUGUCUGCUUCAGAGGAGCAAAGUGAAACCCCUUGUAUCACAUGGCACUCCACUGGGUCUACCUUGGUGAAGUCUAGUAAGAUGUUGGAAUGUUCAGGGAAAUCCCUGAAUGGUUACAGGUGGCUAUCCAACAUCAGUGCUUGUUUUCAUCCAUCGGAAAGAAUAAGAGUGGAAGAUCUGGCUAAGGAUACUUUUUCAUUACUCCAAGCUCAUCUGAAUUCAAAAGGAUUGGAAUUGACAGAUAUUAUUUUGGUCCAUCUGUACAUGAAGAACAUGAAAGAUUUUUCUGUGAUAAAUUCAGCCUAUAUGACAGCAUUUGAUUUGUGUCCCCCAGCAAGAGUGUGUGUAGAAGCCCUCUUGCCUGAAGGAAUGUUAUUUCAGAUGGACUGCCUUGCACACAAGUGUAAUGAGAUGAUCGGUGAUGUACCCUGUUAUCAGAAGCAGAUUAUGCAUGUGCAGAGCAUUUCUCACUGGGCUCCUGCCAACAUAGGACCUUACAGUCAGUGUGUACAGGUUGGAGAAGUUCUUUACUGUGCUGGACAGAUUGCACUUGUACCUUGUACUAUGCAGCUUAUAAGUGCUGGCAUAGAAGCAGAGGCUUUGGUUUCCUUAAGCCACGUUGAAAAAGUCCUCAAAGCCAUGAGCCAGAAUACCGAACUCCACCAUGUACUUAUGGCAAAUUGUUACGUAACUGACAAGAAGUACAUUUCUGUCGCUCAAGCUACAUGGCAGAAGAAAUUAAGAGAAUUUAAAAAGGGAGAAAACGAAGACAUACAUGGUGACAGACCUGCAGUGUGUGGGCAGCUGCUUGUGAUUGUUGUGCCUUCCCUUCCCAGAGCUGCAUCCAUUGAGUGGCAUGUCAUGGCAGUAGUAGAUGAGCAACACCAAAGGGGAAAGUUUGUGCUGAUGAGGUCAUCGGAGAACUACCAAAUUAAAUGUGAAGCAGUACAGUCCUGCACAGCUUGUAGUGCAGCUAUUGUCAUAUCCUUCAGCUUGAGUUCACCAUCAGCUGCUACAAUCAAUUUAGAUACAGCCCUACAUGACAUUGUGGAUGUGUUUAAGCAAGCUGUUGAGAAGCUUUCAGAAGAUCAUGACACAAUUCCUUUGGGCUUUAGAACUUUCUACCGAAACAGUCUGGUUGAAAUGGAACCACUGCAAACAGGACUCCAAGAACACAUUGAAGAACAAAUGGGCAUGAAAACACCAGCUCUGAUCAUGGUACCUGUGGUGGACUUACCUGGCCACAUAAUUAUUCAGAUAGCUUGCUGGCUCAGCCAAUAACUAAGCAGCUAUCAUUGCUAUGUGUAUUCCACAGGGAGAAAAGAGAUCAGUGGGAUACCUGGCUGU
Molecule: messenger RNA, 2243 nt
Organism: Euleptes europaea (tarantolino)
Lineage: Eukaryota; Metazoa; Chordata; Lepidosauria; Squamata; Sphaerodactylidae
Gene: DPH6
Product: diphthamine biosynthesis 6
Exons: 15
Coding region: 78-2177 (699 amino acids)
Biological process (GO): protein histidyl modification to diphthamide
Molecular function (GO): diphthine-ammonia ligase activity
Source: RefSeq, a predicted model, not a curated record